This is a messenger RNA of Plasmodium gallinaceum, 2898 nucleotides long. RefSeq names its product initiation factor 2 subunit family, putative. The record is from RefSeq and is a predicted model, not a curated record. Lineage: Eukaryota; Apicomplexa; Aconoidasida; Haemosporida; Plasmodiidae. The coding region runs from base 1 to 2898 and encodes 965 amino acids. The transcript has a single exon.
AUGGAUGAUAAAUCAUAUUUAACAUUUGUUAAAAGAAAAAAAAAAAAAGUAAAUGGAAAGAUAAAUAAGGAAAAAUGUAAGAAAAGUUUUAUAAAAAAUGAAAAAUAUUUAAGAUUAUCUACAUUAAAUAAAAAUAUUAAUAAGAAAACAUUUUUAUACACAUUAUUUAAAAGCUUUAUUAAACCAUACAAUGAAAGAAAUACUGCGUUUUAUUCGAUCUUAUGUAUCAUUAAUAAUAUUUAUAAAUGUCGUUACUUUUUUAAGCAUCGAUGUUUGAUAUGUAAACCAUUUCAUGAAAAAAAAGUAGUCUCACAGGAUGAUAAUGUAUAUAGUAGUGAUGGGGAUGAUUCUUUUGCUUAUAAUAUUUAUUAUAAUUUAAAAAAAAUGAAUUUAAUGGAAUCAAAUAAAAUAAAAAAUUAUAACUCAAAUAAUAAUAAUAAUAAUAAUAAUAAUAAUAAUAAUAAUAAUAAUAAUAAUAAUAAUAAUAAUAAUAAUAAUACAAGUAAUAAUAAUAAAUCUGUAAUAAAUAGUAAAACUAAUACUAAAUCAUUUAAUUACUGUUUAACAAAAUCUGUACAAAAUAGUGAACAAAUAUUUGAAUCAGAAGAAAAAAAAGAAAAAGAAAAAAAAAGAGUAACAAGGGAAGAAAAUAAAAAAAACGAUGGAGAAAAAGAACGAGAAGGAAUAGAAGAAGAAAGUAAAACAGUAUUAUCAGAAUCUGUAAAGUCAAACAUAGUAAGUAAUAAAACAAGAUUGAGUUCUAAUUCAAAACAUAAUAUUUCUAUUAUGGAUGAAACUCAGCUUUCCACAUCAACUAUACAGAAUUUUGUAAAUGUAAAAUUAAAUCUUAUAAAUGUUAACCAUUAUCAUUUUUUAUCGCAUGAAAAAGUAAAUUACAUAGAUGUAUAUAGUUUUGAUUUAUUUGAUAAAAUAAAUAUGUAUGAUAAAAUCUUAUUAGAUUUAAAUCAAAAUGAAAUUCAUCCAAAUAUAUUAAGAACGGGAAUAUUUUUUAAUAAAUAUUGUAAUACAACUCAUAACCACAGGAAUGUUGAUUUAUUAAUUGCAUUAAAAUCAUUCAUAAAAGAUUAUACCUUACCUCCCUAUGAACCAAUUAAUAGGCACAUGAAAAUUGUAAUAGAUAAGGAGAUUAAUUAUAUUAUUAUGUGCAAAAAACAUAGUGUUAGUAUGGGAGAAGUUAUUAGAUGGUUUAAAAAUAUGAUAAGUGAACAUAUAGGAAAAAGUGUAUUAGAAGAAACUAAAGAAAUAAUUAUAAAUAAUAUUAAUAAUUAUAUUAGAACAAAAAUAGUAAUUCCAUCGAUAAAUAUAUCAAAUCAUAUAUCUGAACAUAUAAUUAAAGAUAAUGAUAUUUUAUUAAUAUAUACCUUUGAUUAUGUUAUAUAUUUAUCUAUAUUAAAAGCAAAAAAAAAAGGAAAAAAUUUUGAAAUAAUUCUCGUAGAUUCAGAACCAUAUAAAAAUUCUUAUAAUAUAAAACUAUAUACAAAAUUAGGUAUAUCUGUUACUUACACUUUAAUUAGUGGAUUAUUUUAUAAUAUAAAAAGGUGUACCAAAAUAUUGUUAGGAAUUGAUGCAGUUAUACAUAAUAGUGUUUAUGGUUAUGUAGGAACUAGUAUUAUAUGUAUGUUGGCUAAUAUAAGUAAUGUUAAUGUUUACAUUAUUUGUGAAACAUAUAAAAUAAGUAAUAAAAUUAUCAUUGAUAGUUUUAACAUGAAUAAUAUAAAUAAUAACUUAGAUAUUUAUGACUAUAUUUAUAUGCAUCAUUAUCAUCAUGCUAAUCCUUAUAAUUGCUCAUCAAAAAAAAAAAAGAAUUUAGAAUACGGUUCUACUUUUAAUAAAAAAUUAAAUAAUUUUAUUAACUCUUUUUAUGAUAUUAAAACAAAUAAUGUUUUAUUCAAUAAUGUUUCUAGUUUUAAUAAACCAACUAUUAAAUAUUCUUCUAAAUUAAAUAAAGAAAAUUCUCAAAAAAAUUUAAAUAAAACCGAUAAAAAAGAAAAAGAAAAAGAUUAUACUAUUAAUCAUAUUGUCUCUGAAAAUGGGUUAUUAAAAAGUGAAAUUAAUAAAAAUUAUGAUUGUAGCAUAAUAAAAUUUAGCAAUUAUUCCUUUCAUUCUGACACAAAAAAUGAUUUAAAUUCAAAUGAUUUUUUUUUUAAAAAUAAAAGUAUAAGUAAGGAUCAAAAUUCCUUUUUUUUUAUGGAAAAUUAUAAGGAACAAAAAAGUAUUUCUAUCAUAAAGGAAAAACCUAAUGAUUUAAUAAAUAAAGAUGAAGAAAAUAGUUUAAAAAAAAAAGAUAAAAAUCUACCUAUGGGAAGUUUUAAAGAUAUAAAUAAUAUAUCUACAAAAAAUAUACGAAAACAACAAAUAAGUAUAUCUCAUGAAUCUAAAAGUGAAAAUAUAAGCAUUUCUAUCAAUAAUAAGCAAAAUUCUCAAGAUGUUUUAAAAGAUAAUAAAAAUAAUAUAAAAAAUAAAGGAUUUUUUAAUUUAGGUAAUGAUAAAAAUUUCAGUGAAAAAAAUACAUACUCUUUAAAUUUUAAAAAUCAUUUUGAUGCUAAGAUAAAUAAUUUUAAUUCACAAAUGGAACAAAGUGAAAAUGAAGAUGAACAAAUUUCUUGUAAUAAUAUAUGUGAUUCUAUUUGUAACUCUAUUGGAAAUAUUAAUAUAAAAAAUGUUUGUACAGAUAAACAUAAUGAAACUAAUUUAUUUAGUUCUGUUUUUUCACAUAUAAAUAAAAUUAAUUCAAAUAAUGAUAAAUCAUUUUAUGUAGCUAAUAUAUGUAAUGAUGUUACCCCUCUUAAAUAUAUAAAUUAUAUUGUAACUGAAGUAGGCGUUUAUACAAGUGAAAAUAAAAAUGCUCUAAAUGUUUUUAUUCAUAAUAAUAUUUAA